This is a messenger RNA of Sceloporus undulatus (fence lizard), 6721 nucleotides long. RefSeq names its product pyruvate dehydrogenase kinase 3 (gene PDK3). The transcript has 12 exons. The record is from RefSeq and is a predicted model, not a curated record. Gene Ontology annotation, biological process: protein phosphorylation; regulation of glucose metabolic process. NCBI's taxonomy places the organism in Eukaryota, Metazoa, Chordata, Lepidosauria, Squamata, Phrynosomatidae. Bases 406 to 1626 code for a protein of 406 amino acids. Gene Ontology annotation, cellular component: mitochondrion. Gene Ontology annotation, molecular function: pyruvate dehydrogenase (acetyl-transferring) kinase activity.
AUCGCAAGGCGGUGCUUGAGCCUCAGGAAGGAAGGAGGAGAGAGGAGGAAAACAGAAAAGGGAGAAGGUGGCCCGGUGGUUGGGGAUGUUGGGCGACCAGGGCCCAGUCAGGAGGCCUGGCUUCGGGAGCGCUUGGAUGUGACAGUGCGGGGUGUGCUUGUGUAACGGCGGCGAGGAGGCAGGGGAAGCCCGUGUUGAUGCCGCGGGGGGCCGCUUCUUGUGACAGCUGAGGGCGCCUUGCGCGCGUGAGACUCCGCACGCGCCGCCUCAGAGGGCUGCUCGGCCGGUUCGUCAAGGGGGCGGUUGCUGCUGCUGCUGGGCGCCCGGCCGCACGCUUUUUCGUUCUUUCGCACCCUCCUCACCUACCAACCGACCGACCGACCCACCCAAACCCACCAGCCAGCCAUGCGGCUAUGCGGGGCCCUCCUCAAGAGCCCCGUCCCCAAACAGAUAGAGUACUACUCCCGCUUCUCCCCUUCGCCGCUCUCUAUCAAGCAGUUCUUGGACUUCGGGCGUGAUAAUGCAUGUGAGAAAACAUCGUAUAUGUUCCUACGGAAAGAACUUCCUGUGCGGCUUGCUAAUACCAUGAGGGAAGUAAAUUUGUUGCCUGACAACUUGCUGAAUAGACCUUCAGUUAAGUUAGUUCAGAGUUGGUAUAUGCAGAGCUUUCUUGAACUUUUAGAAUAUGAAAACAAAAGUCCUGAAGAUCCUCAUGUUUUAGAUAACUUUUUAGAUAUCUUAAUCAAAGUCAGGAACAGACACAAUGAUGUAGUGCCUACCAUGGCUCAAGGAGUGAUUGAAUACAAGGAAAAGUAUGGCUUUGACCCUUUUGUGAGCAGUAACAUCCAGUAUUUUCUAGAUAGGUUCUACACCAACCGCAUCUCAUUUCGCAUGCUUAUUAAUCAACACACGCUGCUUUUUGGUGGGGUCACUAAUCCUGCUCAUCCAAAACAUAUUGGGAGCAUUGAUCCUACUUGUAACGUGGCUGAUGUGGUAGAAGAUGCCUUUGCAACUGCUAAGAUGUUGUGUGAGCAGUAUUAUCUGGUAUCUCCUGAUUUGGAAAUUGAAGAAUUCAAUGCUAAAGCACCAGGCAAGCCUAUUCAAGUUGUCUAUGUACCGUCACAUUUGUUUCAUAUGCUUUUUGAAUUGUUUAAGAACUCUAUGCGAGCCACAGUAGAGUUACAUGAAGGUAAAUGUGAAAGCUAUCCAUCAGUUAAAACCUUAGUCACUUUGGGUAAAGAAGAUCUUUCAAUAAAGAUAAGUGAUAAAGGUGGUGGUGUGCCACUGAGGAAAAUAGAUCGUCUUUUUAACUACAUGUAUUCAACUGCACCCAGGCCUAGUUUGGAACCAUCAAGAGCUGUUCCUUUGGCUGGAUAUGGAUAUGGUCUGCCAAUAUCUCGUCUUUAUGCUAGAUAUUUUCAAGGUGAUCUCAAACUGUACUCAAUGGAAGGUGUAGGCACUGAUGCUGUAAUUUAUUUGAAGGCUCUUUCCAGUGAAUCAUUUGAAAGACUGCCAGUUUUUAAUAAGUCAGCCUGGCGACAUUACAAGACCACCCCAGAAGCUGAUGACUGGAGCAACCCUAGCAGUGAACCCAGGGAUGCAUCCAAGUAUAAAGCAAAUCGAUAACUCACUGUUUUCUACCUUGAUACUGCUGACAUGGAUUUCAGAUUUUUCUCCACCCAUCUGAACAGCUUGUUGGAUUCUGUUAUGAGAGGAAGGGACUGCAGUCCCUGACUGCAAAUGCAUACCUUUACAGUCAUGUUGUCCAUGCAGAUUUGCACAUGCUGACUUUUUACACAUUAUGCAAAAUUCACUAAAGCUAACCUGACAGCCUUGAAUUUCAAAUAAUUGAUAUUGUUGGGUUUUUUGUUCAUUGAAGUCCAAAUUCCUUGGCUGAUUGAUCAACACAAUAAGCCUCCCAACCUGUUAUGCUCACAUAUGUUGUCAUUCAUACUUUCUCUAAGUCUGCCAGUGGAACACCUCUGUAUAAAUUGGCAGGGUCUAACUUCCACCUCAACUCCUCCUUUAGUGAAAAUGGAAGCAGUACCUGAUAAUGACCUUUGAUUUCUGUAGACCUUUGGUGUGGUAUCAAGUACCUUCUGAGGCCUCUUGUAUGACACCUGCCCCAAGGUAUCUGCUGAAUUGUUGAAAUCAGAAUACCUGUUAUUUUUGCCCACAACAUCUCAUAUUGGCUGAUUUCAAUGUUAAUAAGUGACCUACCAAGCAUUCUCAUUUUCUCCCUUCUCUCUUGGGAUAAAGCUAGAUAUCCUAUUGUUGUAUUGAUUUGUGCUUCUAAUUCCGUUAGUGCCGAAGUGGGCAAUAAAUGGCUCUUUUCAUAGUUCACUAGAAAACCACAGUUCCAAAGUUUGAAUUGUCAGUUUCAGGUCCUCCAAGAUCUUACCCAUCAACCUGAUUUUUAACAAUAUGUUGUCCAGAUAGGGCUAUAAAUGCACUCCCUUUUGUCUGAGAUAGGCUAUCAAGAGUGGGGCUAUCAAGGGAAUUAACACCUUUGUGAACGUGCUGAUACCACACAGAAAAGAUGUGGCUUGAACUGAAAAUGGUUUCCCUAAAACUGAAACCAAAAUAUUUCCUAUCAUGUGCUGCCAUCGGAAUAUGGAGAUAUGCUUCUUUCAAUCUAUUGACACCAUCAGAUCUCCAAUAUUUUGUGUGAAUUUACAGCUGACCAUUUGAAGAAACCUGUUUACUGGUUUACAGCCUACCCUCUUUUAUUGUCUGCAACAUCUACAUCUUGAAUCUUCUGUACCAGAUGAAACCAUUUAAUUACCUGAGAAUCAAGAUAAGUCCGUAGAUCCCAUUGCUUUUGGAAAUGGUAAAAAAAAAAUGGAACAAACCCCUGAACUUUUGUGCUGUGUUGGUACCUCCUCCACUGCUCCGAUUUCCAGUAAGGGUUGGAAUCUUCUUCAAUGCAAUUGCUUGCUUUACUUAAGACCCAAUAUAUUGAUGAAGGAAGAUACCUUUCUCAGCUUCAUAUGGAAUUGAACAGCGUAACCCCUUGUAACCACCUCUGUGACCCAUUGGUCUGUUGUUACCUACCUGCGGCCACAUGAAGCUAACAGAAGCAACCUCCUUCUCACUGGGACUAUCUUUUUGUUAAUAUUGAGGUCUGCUCCACUUAGCGGUUGAAGAGGCUCCUCAGCCCUGCCCCUGGUGGCUAUAAUCGCUCUGUUAAUUGAAUGAAAUGUAUUCAGAUGAGAUUUUAGUUCUUGGUAACAAGGGAGCUGCUCCUCCCACCGCCAAACUACCUGUUUCAAAAUGGCAUCUGGAACUGGCCGCUUGAAACUUCAGUGGUGGUGAGGACUCCCUCCCCAAUUGCUGAGAACAAGGUUUUGCUUCUUUUAAAACUUUUUCUCCCUUUUUCUUAUUUUUAUCUGCUUUCACCAAUUCCUGUUCCGUCCCCUUUACCUCCUGUUUGUGUUCCGGCUUUCCCUCUUUUGCAGCCAUUUUCUCUGUUUCGCUCUUGCUUGAUGUUAAGAACAGCUUUUUAGAAUCUAUUUUAAUGUCUGGUCUUUUCUCCUCACCAGAGACAUGCUGGGCAGUGGUCAUCUGUGCGGUAUCUCCACUUGUCUUUUUGCAUCCCCUGAUCUGCUUUGUUGGUGUCAGUGGGAUUUUUAACCAUGGUUUGAUUUUAUUUUUAUUUUUUGCCAUCCUGAAUUGCCUACUCAAUGACAAUUCCCUUGCCAUCUUUUAAAACACCCAUUUCCUUUUCUUUAUAGGCAAAAAUACUACUGACAUGUUGGGAGAGGGAUUUUUGCAUCUGGUUGGCAGGCAGGAGAAUUAAAGACUGACUAGGAAGGAGAGAAGUCUUAAUGGACAUAACUGAAAAGAAUAUUGACCUCUGCACGGUUGGCAGGUAUGCAGGCUUAACCCAUCAGUGGUGGAUUGCUCCUUCUGCCAUCCCGAGAUCAAUAAUAAUAAUAAUACCUAACAUAUACAUACCACACUUUGAGUGUCCACAGUGUUUCUCAUACAUUAGUUCUGUAAACAUUGGCAAAAUGGUUUUGCAGUAGUUCAAGCAGUAGUUUGCAUCACUCUUGUUACCACUAUGUCAUAUUCCUGACAAGAUACAUAUGAAAAUGCUAAUUUGGAGGUAAACUCUUUCUAUAAAUAAUACGUAUGCAUCAUCUCUUGUUUAUAGGGUCAAAAUACCUUGGAUCCCAUGCAAUGGGAUAAUUUUCUUCCUCACCCUUUUGGAUAGACAUUUGCAAAAUGGUGUAUCAGAGAGGAUACCUGAAGCCCUUGUUGGUCCAUAAAACUUGCACGUGUAUGUGGGAUCCCCCCCUCCCCCGUCAAUGCUCAGUCGUCUACAAAACGAAUACUAGCAUCUGAGUUCAUGCCCUGGUAUACUGCUGCAGUAGUAGAUAAAACUGGGUCUCAUCCCUCUGAUCAGCAUAGAGAUAAGAAGCAAAGAAAUUUCAUGAUGUGGUUACUACUAAAUACGACCAAAAAUUGAGAAGGGGAAAUACAGUUUCGCUCAAUGAAAUGACAUUGCUCUUAAAGGGAUUUCUAAUUGCAAGUGCAUAUUCUUUUAAGAUCCAACAAUGAAGCUCUGUGGUCUUUUUACACUUUACUUAUUUUGAUUUAAAAGUCACUAGAGAGCAAUUUAAAAAAAAGGAAACUGUUCUUUGAUGCCAUAUGCAUCAGUGUACUCGUUCCUGACUUAUUUGUGAAAUAGCAAAGAAUAAUUUGAUAGCAACUUCAAAAUGAAGCCCUGCUACAGUUGCUUAAAAGAUACUGUCACUGGAAUAUAUAAUUACAAAUGACUCAUGACAACUUAAAUGUGCUGAUGGUUGUUUUUAAUACUGAAGAUAAAUAUUGUGGGCAUUUAAUGCUAGUAGCUGAAUGAUUAUGACUGCCUUAAACCUGAAAGUCUAUUUCCACAGUUAGUUGAGCAAUAAACCUGGUUCUCUUCUCUAGCUUCUGCCUAUAUUCAAGUACACAGUUUUGUCAAGGAUGCCUGUAUUUUGAUGUCUUUUGUGUUUAAUGCAUGCCUUUUGUGUUAAAAUUUUAAAAUGCAAUGAGAUAUAGUGGUCUUGAAAUGUAUUGGAUUGACACUGUUCUCAUGGAAAAAUGAAAUGUGAUGAAACUGAAUGGUCUCAGUUUGGUCAGCAAUCCCAGAAUCAAGCUUUGCCUUCUAGAGUGAGUAUGCCUUCUGUCCUCUGUCUAGUACCAGCUUUUUGGCAGAGACUAGAGAUUUCUUGCAUUCAGCUUGCUGUGAAGAGCCUGUGUGUACAUGCAAGAUGACUGAGCCACAAAUUCAGUACUAGCCCUAGAAAUGUAAUAUAACAAGUUGUCUCCAACUCCUGCCUAAAGCUCUAGGGAAGUAGGAAAACAAUUGAGUUCUUCCGGAUUUUCAUUCAAUCUCAAAUUAGACUAGGAUUAUUUGUGUUUGGUUUAUGUAAGGGGGGGAGUUUUAUCUUUAUCUAUAGUCAGUCUUUCCCCAAUCUAUAAUUCUCUGAGGCCAUUUAGUACUCCGAAGACAAAAAUUGCACAUAACCUCUGUUCUACUUCCUGUCUGCCCUUUCUUAGAAAAUUUUUGUUGAGUUUUAUUUGUUAUGGGGUGGGGUAGAUUUAGAUGCACCAUACAAGUCCUUUGCUGAGUACUCCUUUUCAAGUAUUAUCAAAAUCCUGGGAGAAGCUUUUAUCUAAGGAGAGAUACUGUGGGUGGUAGGAUGAAACACAUAGCUAGCAGCAAAUAUAUGUUUCAGAAAAAUAGACCUUUUCGGUAUAGGAGAAAAGGCCUUUCCAAAACACCAAAAUGAUAGGGGUUUUCUUCAUAGGGCAACAAUCAAUAACCGUUCCCAGGGAGAGCAGUCUGCUACUGGAUUCCCACAAGUUCAUGGUGUCAAUCAGCAGGGUUUUGUUCUUCUGCAUAGAAUGUGGCAAUUUUCGUGCCAAACAUUGGCUGGGAUAAGGGGAGCUGGCAUCAUUAGAUGCUGUUCUUCCAGAAACAACAUGCCCUGCCCCACAUAAUUUGAGAACUGAGGACUCAAAGAUACUUCAGAACUCUCCCCAUCACUGCCUUCUUAGUUGAAAUGUUGCCAAGUGUUUGAUUUAUAGGUUGUUUAAUCCAAAAGCUAGAGCUUUUAUGUUUAAACCACUAAAUUCUGGAGUAAGCCUAUUGACCUAAGGGCAGUUUGUAUAAUUUCCUUUUAGUGAAUUCAGCUGAACAUUGCUGCAUACAAUAGCCAUUUACAUUUUGGUAAUAGUAUUUUGGUUUUAUUAAAUCCACACUUCGAUUUUUUUUUCAAAUUCAUUCAGACAGGAUGGCUUAAAAACCUUGUAGCAAUGGCUUGACACAAAAGGUGACGAUUUUAGAGAUGCACUGCUUGUAGACAGCUCUAGGUUCAGUUCUUGGCAUCUCCCAUUUAAAAGUUCACAUGUAGGGUAGAGGGGGGAAACUCUGCUUUUGUGGCCUUGCCAAAGCAGUGCUGGGCGGAGUAGAUAACACUGAGCGAGAUGGACCAAUGUUCUGCCUCAAAGGGAAGUUCAUAUGAACUCGAUUAUGUGGCUGGAGUACAAAUGAGAAUGGAUCUGACUUCAAGGUGUUCCAAGCAGAUGAGGUUCUUAGUACCUUCCUGUAAAUUGUGAUGGAAUUGCAGGUCCUUCUAUGUUCAUUAUUCUUUCACUGUAAUUGCUGCUUCCCUGUUUCCCCUUCUCACUGUGCAAUAAUAAUAAUAAUAAAAACCCCGAAGAUACCAUU